Messenger RNA from Exophiala spinifera, 1032 nucleotides. RefSeq lists its product as uncharacterized. The coding region runs from base 1 to 1032 and encodes 343 amino acids. Lineage: Eukaryota; Fungi; Ascomycota; Eurotiomycetes; Chaetothyriales; Herpotrichiellaceae. The transcript has a single exon. The record is from RefSeq and is a predicted model, not a curated record.
AUGUCAUCUAUCAAAAAGACCAUUGUCGUUGUCGGCGCGACGGGCAACCAGGGAGGUUCGGUGGCACGCACGUUCCUCGCCCAGCCUCAAUGGCAUGUUCGAUGCCUCACCCGAAACCCUUCCUCCAAAGCAUCCCAGACUCUUCGCAGUCUCGGGGCUGAGGUGGUACAGGGAGAUCUCUCCAGCCGGGACUCGUUGCGUCGCGCUUUCGAAGGGGCCAACGCUAUCUACGCGAACACCGAUUUCUGGGCCAUAUACACCAAUCCUGACACGGCAGGCCGGAGCGCGGCUGCGGGGAAAACGAGCAGUCAGUUCGCAUUCGAUUCUGAAGUCUCGCACGGCACCAACGUCGCCGAAGCCGCCGCGAGUAUCGACACCCUGGAGCGCUUCAUCUACUCGGCAUUGGCGCCGGUAAAGAAGGCGUCCAACGGGAAAUAUCUUCAUUCCUACCACUGGGACUCCAAGGCGGCCAUCGUCGAGUACGUUGAGACCCGGCACCCGCUUCUCGCCGCGAAAAUGUCCGUCAUCUACCUGGGUGCCUACGCGAACAACCCGUUGCUUUACCCACGUUGGGAUGAGGACUCGCGGAAAUACGGCUUCACUUUGCCCAUGUCACUGGAUGCGAAGAUGCCAAUCAUUGACGCAGCAGAGUCUACGGGACCAUUUGUGAUGGCGCUGGUGGAGACCGAGGACGCUGGGAAGAGAUUGUUGGCGUACGAUACGGACAGCUAUCUCCAUCUCCACGAGUUGGUGGACUUAUGGACCAGGAUCAUCGGACAGCCCGUCAGCUUUACGUCCGUCACCGUCGAGACCAUGAACCAGCAAUCCGGUAUUCCGCUUGAAGUUCUGGACGGCCCUGCAUUCAUAUCCGAAUUUGGCUACAUGAGCGGUGUCGAAGGUGAUAUCAUUGAACCACCUCACCUUAAGGCCAAGGUCAAGACCAAAUCGUUUGAGGAUUGGGUGAAGAGUCGAGACUGGAAGGAGAUUCUGGAUCAAGGAAAGCGUGCUUUGAAGACGGUGGAGGGGAAAUAA